UGGGGAAAACCCCGGGACGUUUCGCAACGGCGAAUCCGGAAAAGAUGCUCUCUGUUCGGAACCAGCGUGGCCAAGGUUUCGGUCCUUUGGUUCUUCUCCUCUUGGUCGGGGGAUAUGUCGUGUCUGGCACUGAGAGCAGCGACUACAGCGAGGCAGAGGUUCUCCCUGACUCCUUCCCAUCAGCACCAGCAGAACCUCUCCCAGAAUUCCUGCUGGAACCGGAGGACGCUUUCAUUGUAAAGAACCGGCCAGUCCAGCUACGGUGCCGAGCAUCACCAGCCACUCAGAUCUACUUCAAAUGUAACGGAGAAUGGGUCAAUCAAAACGAUCACGUCACCAGAGAGAGCCUGGACCAGAUCACAGGUCUGGUGGUGCGGGAGGUGGACAUCUCAGUGUCGAGGACCCAGGUGGAGGAGCUGUUUGGGUUGGAGGACUACUGGUGCCAGUGUGUGGCUUGGAGCUCGGCUGGAACCACCAAGAGCAACCGUGCCUAUGUUCGCAUUGCAUACCUGAGGAAGAACUUUGAGCAGGAGCCACUGGGGAGGGAGGUGCGACUCGAACAGGAAGUGCUUCUUCAGUGUCGCCCCCCGGAAGGCAUGCCCGCUGCCGAGGUGGACUGGCUGAAGAACGAGGAUGUCAUAGAUCCAUCGCAAGACUCCAACUUCCUGAUCACCAUCGAUCAUGAUCUGAUCAUCAAACAGGCCAGACUCUCAGACACCGCCAACUACACCUGUGUGGCUCGUAACGUGGUGGCUAAAAGACGCAGCAGCACAGCUACUCUUAUUGUUUAUGUAAGCGGAGGUUGGUCUUCUUGGACUGAAUGGUCAGAGUGUAAUGCUCGGUGCGGGCGGGGCUGGCAGCGACGAACACGCAGCUGCACCAAUCCUGCCCCUCUGAAUGGAGGAGCCUUCUGUGAAGGCCCACCCUUCCAGAGAGUGACCUGCAACACACUUUGCCCAGUGGAUGGAGGCUGGACAGAAUGGGCAAAGUGGUCCGCCUGUGGGACAGAGUGCACCCACUGGCGCAGUCGCGAGUGCCAAGCUCCCCCACCUAGAAACGGAGGAAAGCACUGCAGCGGCAGCAUGAUGGAGAGCAAAAACUGCACUGAGGGGCUGUGUGCACGCAAUAAAAAGAUUUCUAUUGAACAUGCAAGCCAUCCGCUGGCCCCAGGUAUGGGUGUCGCAGUCUAUGCUGGUCUGGUGGGGGCCCUGCUGCUGUGUGUGAUACUGGUGUUGUGCGUGGGAGUGCUCGCAUAUCGCCGCAGAUGCCGCCAUCUCCAUGGAGACAUCACCGAUUCUUCUUCUGCUCUCACCGCCGCCUUCCACCCUGGCAACUACAAGCCUCCCAGACAGGAUAACCCUCACCCUCUUCAUCCCUCAGCUCCUCCAGAUCUGACAGCCACAGCGGGGGCUUUCCGUGGGCCGCUCUUCUCCUUGCAGCAGGGGGUCAAUGACAGCCCCCACAAAAUCCCCAUGACCACCUCUCCCUUGCUGGACCCAUUGCCAAGUCUCAAAAUCAAGGUGUAUAACGCCUCCACUCUAUCCUCCCUGGAGCUCCCAGCGGACAUGUGUUUAGGCGAUGGGGAGAUCCUCAGCCUGAAAUCAGUGGGCACUAUGGGUAGAGAGCGAGAUUACCACAGCCACACCAUCUCCAGAGAGCCUGGGCUGAGCACCAGCGCCACCCUGGGUAAUCUAGGAGGACGCCUUACCAUCCCCAACACAGGUGUGAGUCUUCUGGUCCCCCCUGGCACAAUACCCCAGGGGAAGUUCUAUGAGAUGUACCUUAUUAUCAACAAGUGGGACAAAACGACACUACCCUCUGAAGGAAGUCAGACUGUACUAAGUCCUGUGGUGAGCUGUGGCCCGUCCGGUAUGUUGCUGAACCGUCCUGUGGUCCUUACUUUGCCCCACUGUGCCCAGCUAGACACACCUACACCUGACUGGACCCUCACGCUCAAGACACAGACUCACCAGGGGGCAUGGGAGGAGGUGCUGACAGUAGGAGAGGAGACUUUGUCGUCUCCGUGCUACUUGCAGCUGGAGGAGGAGUGUUGUCAUGUUCUCAUGGAGCAGCUGGGAACAUACGGUCUGGUGGGCCAGUCCUGCCAUCCACAGCCGGCCUGCAAACGCCUGCAGUUGGCACUGUUCGCCCCUCGAGCACCCUGCCUCUCCCUGGACUACAGCCUUCGUAUCUACUGCAUCCAUGACACCCCACAUGCAUUCAAGGAGGUGCUAGAUUUGGAGAGGAGUCUAGGAGGAGUUUUGCUGGAGGAUCCCAAGCCUCUGCUUUUCAAAGACAGCUAUCACAACCUGCGCCUGUCCAUCCACGACAUUCCUCACACUCACUGGAGAAGCAAACUUCUGGCAAAGUAUCAGGAGAUCCCGUUCUAUCACAUCUGGAGCGGCAGUCAGAGACCUCUGCACUGCACCUUCAGCCUAGAGAGAGGAAGCCUGGCUGUGUCACAGCUCGCCUGUAAGAUCUGUGUCCGACAGGUGGAAGGGGAGGGACAGAUAUUCCAGCUACAUACGGAUAUUCAGGAGACUCUACCCCCGCACUCACCCCUCCCCUCAGGAGGCACCUGCCUGCCUUCCUCUCAAGUGGGACCCUAUGCCUUUCGCUUGCCUGACUCCAUCCGCCAGAAGAUCUGUGCCAGUUUGGAUGCGCCCAGUGCUCGAGGAUGUGACUGGAGACUCCUGGCACGCAGUCUGGGCUUUGACAGGUACUUGAACUACUUUGCAACAAAGCCCAGCCCCACAGGUGUUCUACUGGAUUUAUGGGAAGCUUGUCACCAAGCCGACGCAGACUUGGUCUCUCUGGCGACCGCGCUGGAAGAAAUGGGCAAAAGUGAGGUGCUAGUUGUCAUGACAACAGAUGGGGAUUGUUGAUUGGUCAAGGAACAAAAGAGCGAGCCAGACUUUUUUUUUUCUCCACCGUGAUGAAAAUAUGAAUACCUGCCGAUGAAUAUGCACAAACCUUAAGCCCACAGAGCAUUUUGGUUCCUCCACACGAACUGUAUUACCUCUGCCUCAUCUCCCUUUUCACUGACCCCUGAUCAGCCACUGUAGCUACGUAACCCAUUCCUAUGAUACCUGCUAAUCUGAUUCUGCCUGAAUCCUCCAAAGCAAUGUUGCAUCUGCAAGAUGUGAAACCAAUUUGAGGGUACGAAAGCGUAAAAUGUGUGCAAAGUCAUGUCAUAUGUGGUGUGACUGUCUUCUUCAAAGAUUGAAAAUUGCGCUAUUCUUGUAUAUAGAUAACAAAAGCUUUGGGAUAAACCAUCGAAAUUCAUGUAUUCAAUACUAAAGUACACACAAUAACACAAACAGAAAAAAGCUAACAUGGGAUUAGCCAUGUUUCAGUAGCAGCAUGAAAGUGCAUGAUUUAACACCAUCUCACCUCAUGGCGGGGGCCUUUUGUUUUCUCCAUUGUCAUUCUGUGUGUGCAGUAAAUGACAGGCAGCACCGACCUGUCUAAAACCUCCUCAGGCUAUAGACACACUCCAACACACACACUCGCACACAGACAAACUGGUCAUUAACAGACUCUGAAUCAGGCUAGGAUUUCUUGUCCAACUGCUUGGACUGUCGACAAAUUACAUGGGGUCCAAACCGUGUAGGUUUCAAGGCUUGAGCAUGUCUCCUUGGGCUUGAAAAAGAGCUGCCUCUUCUUUGCGGUAGGAGAGUGAAUUGUGAAGUUCAUUUAAGAAUUUGCAGAUAACAAAACCGACGGACUCUUUAUAUUAUACCAACAAAUGCCUCAAAGCCUUGGCAUAUCAUUCCGACUCACAGGGGUGUUCCUCUUUCAUCUCUCCUCGCAUUCCUCUAUCGCUCUGCCACACUCCUCCGAUCUGUUGAGAAUAAACUGCAGAAAAGCUUUCUGGUCAUCCCUUAAAAGUUUCCUUUGGGGAACGCUCUUUAAGUUAUUAUCCAUAUUUGUGGAUUUUUUUUUUUAUUUCAUUGUCAUUGCUCGAUCAUACAGAACCUGUUCUAUCAUCUGUGCUUAUUUAGGCUGCUGAGCUGCUGUGUAUUAUUUUUUUAUUCUAGAAGAGCAGGCCAAACGGGAGAGUUAUGUGCACAGCGGAUGUCUCAGUUGUGAAUAACAAAACCAUGUUUAUUUGUUAUUUUAAAUAUGGUGCAUCUAUUUGAAAUGUAAAAUGCAAUCUGUAAAACAUGAUUAGAGGUGGUCAAAUGUCUAGGUGAAUAUGCUGUAUGCUGUAUUUCUUAGGCAUUUUUUCUUUGCUCUGAGGACAGUUUCCAUUGUUCAGAGACGAAUAUUACAGAGUAGAUUAGCCUUUCCUUGAAUCAACUAGGCACAGAGGGACCGUAAAAUUGACCAACACUAAUACAUUAUUUUUCAAUCUAUUCUCUGUCCACCACGUAUCUAUGUGUCCAUCUGUCUAUCCAUCACCCUGUAACUCAUUAUGUCUACCUUCUCUCAAUUUCAUAACAUAUUGUUAACCUUUUUUACUAAGCCGCCUGCUUUGUGGUCAGGGUCCUGAAGCUUUUAGCAUUAUCAAUAUUGCCUGUUAGUUAUUGUUCGACGGGAAUUUAAACUUUCAACUUUGUCAUUACUUAAGUUCUGUGUGUUUUUGAGGGUUUUUUUCUUCCUCAAAGCAAAAAAAGUGUUCGUAUCAUUGGAACCACAAAAACCAAAACACAGGCAGUAUCCCCCAUCUACAGCAGUGAUUCAUGUUACUGUUUUGUGUGAAUGAACUGAAAACACAAUUGUGAAUGUGUAUGCGUGCGUGAGUGUGAGGGUAUGUGUGGGCAGGUGGGUGUGCACAUACAGUGUGUGCACGCUCUUAAAAGCUGUCAUUUCUCUUUGUAAGUGCUAUGCAAGUACAAAAGAAAAGAAAAGCAUUUUGACUUCUUUUGUUUCCUGGAAGAGUAAAUCUAUUUUUUCAGAUUAGGGCAUUGACAGGGUUUUGAUUUUGUAUUCUAAAGUGGUUUAACAUUUUUGGUUACAGUGGUAUGUGUGGGAAUUCUCCAUCUGGAUCGGAAGGAUUGGAUCACUGACCAAGAAAGUUACCUUUGAAAAAGCCUAUAUGGUAGAACAGAACAAAACAAAGUAUGGUACAGUGGCAACAAAACAAGUUGUGACUAAUACCAUGAACUCGUGCCCUGCUGGUCUUUGUCCGUGAGGAAAUAUCUGAAUACAACCAGUUCAGAACUUUGGAUCCCUGAACAUUGCAGGACUAUUUUUCUUUCCUCAAAUCUUGUUACAGAGACUGGCUAGCUGUAGACUACAGUGUUUAUUCAUCCAGAUUUCUUGAGUAUCUGUUGGAUCUCUGGCUAUAGCUCCGGAUAAUUUAUGCUGGAGCUGGACUGGAUUCUUCUUUGCUCCCAUAAAAGAGAAAUAUUUAGCCUUUCUUCAAGAAGUCAGACAUUUUUAUGAAAAAAAACCUAAAUGGAUUCAGUGACUUUAUUUUAUCUCUGUAAAGUAUCAAUUGUAAAUAAUCGUCUAGCCUUCU
Anoplopoma fimbria (sablefish) is the source of this 5467-nucleotide messenger RNA. RefSeq names its product unc-5 netrin receptor B (gene unc5b). Gene Ontology annotation, biological process: netrin-activated signaling pathway; anterior/posterior axon guidance. The record is from RefSeq and is a predicted model, not a curated record. Bases 45 to 2885 code for a protein of 946 amino acids. The transcript has 17 exons. NCBI's taxonomy places the organism in Eukaryota, Metazoa, Chordata, Actinopteri, Perciformes, Anoplopomatidae. Gene Ontology annotation, cellular component: membrane. Gene Ontology annotation, molecular function: protein binding; netrin receptor activity.